Molecule: messenger RNA, 951 nt
Organism: Calypte anna (Anna's hummingbird)
Lineage: Eukaryota; Metazoa; Chordata; Aves; Apodiformes; Trochilidae
Gene: TMEM71
Product: transmembrane protein 71
Exons: 9
Source: RefSeq, a predicted model, not a curated record
AUGUGCAAGAGGCUAAAACUGCUACCCAGCAAACUUGUUGGUACUCCCCAGGCUUCAAAAUCUGAGAGUUGGGGUGUGGAAACAGGGGACUUGGUAGAGCUGCCUUUCCCAAGACCCGGGGCUGAGCUCUUCCUGGAAGCUGCAGAAGGAGCACCCUCCCCUUCACCUCUCAGAACCUCCUGUGUUGAGGAUCAGAAUCAUUUUUGCAUACGUUCAGCAGCAUUCAACGGAGCACACAGGUGCAGCCUUUCACAACAUAUUUUCCCAAGUUAUGCUCCUGCCUUUUUGGAUGAUGACCAUGACUAUGAGGGUCGUUCCCCAUAUCCUCUGACAGGCUCCCUUUCCCUGUGUCGCCGCAGCCCUCGACUGCUUUCCAAUGGUUAUUACAUUUUGACAGAAGACAGUUUGCUGUCUGAUGAAGAGGGCAACGUAACACUGACACCACCCCAGACAAACGUUACCUAUAAAGAGAACUUAGUUCGUGUAUUCAGGAGAAGGAAGAAGAUCCGUCGCUCACUUUCCAGCUUGUUCAAUCUUGGUGCCUCCAGUGCAUGGCUCAGCAGCACUGUCCUCAGUGAUGUGGAGCCCUCCCAUGUGGAUGAUCCAUGGACUGAUGAAUGCACGAAACUAGAAGCCAGUCAGAGUGAAACUGAUAAGGAAUUUCUUCAGCCUGAGAAACCAUUUUGUGCUUCACAGUCCUGCUCUCCAUUUAUGAUAAAAGCAAAGGAAGAGACUCAAAGCAAUGCAGAAUCCAGCACAGUGCAAAAUGUUCUUUCUCAGAUGGCUGCACUAAUCACGUGUUUAAUCAUUUCAGUAUGUACAAGGUAUUUUCUGGGAGGAUUGUCUGUCACUUUGUUGCUGAUAAUAUUAGUUUUUCUUUUGUCCCAAGAUGCUGCUGUGUAAUCUUUCUUCAGUCUUGAGACAUCUUUCCAAACAACUAAUCUUUGGUAA